Molecule: messenger RNA, 1813 nt
Organism: Tinamus guttatus (white-throated tinamou)
Lineage: Eukaryota; Metazoa; Chordata; Aves; Tinamiformes; Tinamidae
Gene: WASHC1
Product: WASH complex subunit 1
Biological process (GO): exocytosis; Arp2/3 complex-mediated actin nucleation; retrograde transport, endosome to Golgi
Cellular component (GO): recycling endosome; WASH complex; early endosome
Molecular function (GO): gamma-tubulin binding; alpha-tubulin binding; actin binding
Source: RefSeq, a predicted model, not a curated record
GCAGGAUGGCUACAGUGGCCCAGAAGCGCUUCCUGGAAGGGCAGACGUACUCGGUGCCCCUGAUCCAGCCGGAUGAUAUCUUCACCAGGAUCUCUCAGCGGGUGGAGGCCAGCCGGACACAGCUGCAGACCAUCAGCGAGAGAGUCACGCUCGCCCAGGCAAAGAUCGAGAAGAUCAAGGGCAGCAAGAAGGCCAUUAAGGUAUUUUCCAGUGCCAAGUAUCCUGCCCCUGAACGCUUGCAGGAGUACAGCUCAAUUUUUGCUGGUGCAGAGGACCCAGCUAAACAGAAAUGGCCAAAACACAAGAUUCAGAGCAAACACCGAAUGCUGGAUGAGAAAUCGCUGCAGGAGAAGCUCAAGUACUUCCCUGUGUGCGUAAGCACCAAAGUUCACCAGGAGGAUGAUGCAGAAGAAGGUCUUGGCAGCCUCCCCAGGAACAUCAGCUCCCUCAGCUCCCUGCUGCUCUUCAACACUACGGAGAACCUGUACAAGAAGUAUGUCUUCCUGGAUCCUCUGGCUGGAGCAGUGACCAAGACCCAUGUAGCUCUGGAAACGGAGACAGAAGAGAAGCUCUUUGAUGCUCCUCUCUCCAUCACCAAAAGGGGACAGCUGGACCGGCAGGUGGCUGAAAAUUACUUCUACGUGCCAGAUUUGGGCCAGGUGCCUGAGAUCGAUGUGCCAUCCUACCUGCCGGACCUGCCAGGCAUUGCUGCAGAUCUCAUGUACAGCGCUGACCUGGGGCCCGGCAUCGCACCGUCUGCCCCGGGCAGUGCUAUUCCAGAGCUGCCCACCUUCCACACGGAGUCAGUGGAGCCUUCGCAGCCAGACCUUCAGGACGCUGGACUAUUGCUGCCUCCGCCGCCACCACCGCCUCCGCCGCCACCCCUGGUCGUGCCCACGACGGUGCCUCCCCCGCCGCCCCUGCCGCAGCCCGCAGCCCCUGCUGAGGCGGGCUGGCCCGCGCGGGAGGAGAGCCAUGACACGGUGCCCGCAGCUCUGGUGCAGGGAGCCCCAAAGGAGGUGGUGAACCCCUCGAGCGGGCGUGCCAGCCUCCUGGAGUCCAUCCGCCAGGCUGGGGGCAUCGGCAAAGCCAACCUCCGCAGCGUCAAGGAGAGGAAGCUGGAGAAGAAGAAGCAGAAGGAACAAGAACAAGUGAGAGCUACGGGACAAGGUGGAGACUUGAUGUCAGAUCUCUUUAACAAGCUGGUGCUGAGGCGCAAAGGUAUUUCGGGGAAAGGGCCAGGAGCCUCAGGAAAUCCUGACACUCCUGGAAGUCCUGCUGGCGCCUUUGCUCGUAUGUCAGACUCGAUACCACCCCUUCCACCCCCACAGCAGCCCCCAGGUGAGGAAGAUGAGGAUGACUGGGAAUCGUAGAUGUAGCAGUUGUGCAUAAUCUCUAUCAGCGUGAGUCCCGCGACUCUUGAACUAAGGCACCUUUGAGACAGACCAGCCCCUGGAAAUAUCCCUUGGAGGGUGGGCACUGUCCUGGCAGAGGGACCCUGUCAUUUCCUCUUAAAGCUGAGCGGGAGCAGCAGGAACGAACAGCUGCUGAACAGAGUUAUCAAGGAGUGUUACUUCUGCUCUGGUUGCUCUUCCUCACCCCCAGCACUACAUUCAUCUCGUGCUGCUGCUCACAGGGGCUCAAUAAAUCCUGCCUUAGCUGCAGGGCAGCGAGGUGGCUUGUGCUCAGGAGAUCCGAACUAGCAUCUCUCCCGAUUUAAGGGGCCUUCAGUCUUUCCUAAUGUGAUUGGUGACGACUGCAAGAGCAGCUCUUGCAGGCAAACAGCUUCUGCCUCAUCUUUCUCCAUGCUGUU